AUGUUCGAGACCGACAUUGACAUUCUGUGUCCUUCUCAAUCUUCUUUUACCACCAAUGACAACUCUUCCAUUGACGACGCGAUCAAUGUUCAGACACACCUUGCGCAACAUCACCAGCAAAAGCUUUUGUUGGCUCUUAAUGUGAGAGCAUCGCUACUCGUGAAUGCCGAACGACUCGAUCUAGCAAGGAACGACGCCAUCGCUAUGAUGAAUCUAGCACCUUCUUCACCCUUGGGUUAUCUUUGUGCUGGUGGUAUCCAUUCAAUUCGCUUGAAUUACGCGUCAGCAAUCAAAACUUUUGAUGAUGGAUUUGAAACGCGUCGAGUCUUGUUUGAGAUUGAAUCCCCCUGGGAUGAUUAUUUUGAUGUAUCUCGUACAUGGCGACAACGUAUAGCGUUAGUGAGUGGAUUGCAUUACGAGAUUGGACCGGCAGCUUUAUCAGCCGAACGAUUUGAGCGCGUACAGGAUCUGGCACCUUUUAUGAGAUCAUUGGCAGUCAUACAGCCUUCGAAAGAGAUCUUAUCCAAAAUCACCGAACGGCGUCUUCGUAGAUUCAACGUAUUGAAUAAACUGCGUGUUGUUGAAUCCAUCUCACGAGGACCUACGUUGCUGCUUUCGUCUCUACGUUCAUUGAGCAACACAUUGACAGAGCUUGAUCUUGAAUAUGGACGCUAUUUACCAGCCAAGAAGCCUUAUCGAUUAUGCGACGUUUUGAAUGCAUGCCCCAAUCUUCUAUCCAUUCGAAUGUCGUGUGGAGACAUUGACAUGUCAUCGGCCACCAAGACCUAUCCCAAGAUCACCAAGUUGGAAUUGUGGAAUCGUGAUUCCGAAGUGACCAAAGACAUCACGCUCUCUCUUUUUGGACCCUUUCCCAAUCUACAUUACUUGAAAUUGUAUCCUCCAUUGGGGUCUUGUAUGCUUCCAAUAAUUGAUCAGCAUUGUCCAUUAUUACAGCAGCUCAUCUUGACGGGACGCACACCCGCUUUUUACGAUGUUGAUGACAUGCCAGAGGGAAAUACAGGUCUACGUCUUCUCAGUGUUCCCACCAAUGACUUUGAUGAUGGCUUCAAGGAGGACGAGAUGGUGCAAUAUUUGAUGAAACACAGCGAGACAUUGGAGGCCUUUGGUAUCGUAGCGUCAAGUGGAUUUAGUGAACCAAGCACAUUACUACAAGAUCCGGCAAGUCAAAAAGUGACAUUCAAACGAUUACGGCAAAUCAACUAUUUGGAUGAUUCUCAGGAGAGCUUGGUUUCAUUUCUUUUGUGGAUGAUACAACAUGCACCUUGUCUGGAAUCGGUGGAGACAGUUGCUGGCCUACGACAAGCACCCAUUAUGGAAGCAUUGACUCAACCUGAUCACCAGCAUAUCAAACGACUUGGUAUGAAAGUCAGCGAUUUUCCAGUGGAUGAGGAAGAUGAAUUGAUUCAGCAUCAUGUGGACCUUGGGCAGCAAUCGAAUCUGAAAGAAUUGAAAAUUGAUAUCCCAAGCCAAUUUGACUAUGAAGACUCUUGGAUUUCGCUUGUUCCUCGAUUAACGCAGCUGACCACCAUUGAAUUUUGCACCUCACACAUGAAUGCAUAUGGUUGUUUGGGGUCGUUCAUGGAACAGUUAGCUAAUGGAUGUCCUGCCUUGGAAAAGCUCAUCAUGUCAGACGAAUCACUACUUAUGACUUUCAGCGAUCUUUACCCCAUGCAUCGUCAUCGCAAUCUCAAGCAUAUCGUUAUCGAUUGUGAAGGCAUGUACGGUGGGUCCACGUUUCAACAAUUUUUCACCAAUAUCGAAUCAUUACACAUCAGUGCUCUUAGGUAUAGCUUGGAGGACAUUGAUAGAUUACAAAAGGCAUCCUUUAAAUUUGUGUUUACACAGAAACUAUCUGAUACUCCUUACUUUGUCAAUGAUAUUGAAGAUGGAUUUUAA
Molecule: messenger RNA, 1917 nt
Organism: Lichtheimia ornata
Lineage: Eukaryota; Fungi; Mucoromycota; Mucoromycetes; Mucorales; Lichtheimiaceae
Exons: 3
Coding region: 1-1917 (638 amino acids)
Source: RefSeq, a predicted model, not a curated record